GACAAAACAUCCGAGGUCAACCGGAGCCCAGCUGCUGCUUUGAUUAUAUACGCCGUGCACUGCAUCCAUUUUUCUCUCGCAUCUUUGAUUCUUGCCCCCUUUAUAGCCUUUUUCUUCCUUCCAUCACCUCCGUCACCACAGACCGAAGCAUCCAUCCCUUUCCCGUUGCAUACUCUCGUCUUGAUCUUUGUAUUCUAGCUUUUCCACACCUUCAUAAUGAGCGCUGUCGCACGGAUUUCUCAGAUCGGAGGCCAGAUCUCUGGCAACCCCACUGCUGGUGGCCGCGAGAAGCUGUUGGAGAAGCACCCCGACGAUGUCGUCGUCACCGCCGCCUGCCGUACCGCCUUCACCAAGGGCGGCAAGGGAGGCUUCAAGGACACACCCGCAGGUGAUCUCCUUGCUGGCGUCCUGAAGGCCGUUCUCGAGCGCUCCAAGAUCAACCCUGCCCUUGUUGAGGAUAUCGCCGUCGGCAACGUGCUUGCUCCCGGCGCUGGUGCUACCGAGUUUCGUGCUGCUGCCUUCGUUGCUGGCUUCACCGAGGACACCGCUGUCCGAGCUCUCAACCGACAGUGCUCAUCCGGUCUGCAGGCCUGCAUCGACGUCGCCAACCAGAUCAAGGCUGGUAUGAUUGAUAUUGGUAUUGGUGCUGGUGCGGAGAGCAUGAGCUUGAACUACGGCCCUGCCGCCGUGUCCGAGUUCUCUGAUGAUUUCCAGCAGAACCAGGAGGCCGUCAACUGCAAGGUCCCCAUGGGUAAGCUCUCUGAGGACAUGGCCAAGGAUCUUGGCAUCUCCCGAGCGGUCCAAGAUGACUUCGCCGCCAAGUCUUACCAAAAGGCCGUCAAGGCACAGAAGGCCGGCCUCUUCAAGGAUGAAAUCGCUCCCGUCAAGGCCAAGGUCCAGGAUCCCAAGACCGAAGAGUGGAAGGAGGUUAUUGUCGACCGCGACGACGGCAUGCGUGACGGCAUCACCGCCGAGUCACUCGCCAAGAUUCGCCCUGCCUUUGCCAAGGACGGCAGCAUCCACGCCGGUAACGCCAGCCAGAUCUCUGACGGCGCUGCCGCCGUGCUGCUGAUGCGCCGCUCAACUGCUGAGAAGCUCGGCCAGCAGAUCAUCGGAAAGUACGUCGCCGGCGCCGUUGUCGGCGUCAAGCCCCUGCUCAUGGGCCAGGGCCCUUGGAAGGCCAUCCCCAAGGCUCUCGAGAAGGCCGGCAUCUCCAAGGACGAUGUCGACAUUUUCGAGAUCAACGAGGCGUUUGCCAGCCAGUGCCUGUGGUGCGCCAACCAGCUGGAAAUUCCCCAUGAAAAGAUCAACCCCAAGGGUGGUGCUAUUGCCUUUGGCCACCCGCUGGGCGUCACUGGUGCUCGACAGGUUUCCACACUGCUGUACGAGCUGAAGAGAACAGGCAAGAAGAUUGGCAACACGUCCAUGUGCAUUGGUACUGGUAUGGGCAUGAGCGCCGUUUGGGUUGCCGAGUAAAAUAAACUGGCGUAAUAUGAAAAUGAAUUUUGUACGAAUAGAAAACGAGCUUUUUUUUUUGUUACUGGUUCUCGUACCUAUAUAGGGAGAACAAUCUAAUAUAGAAACUAUUGGAUACCUGAUAUUUAACGAGGAAAUUGAUU
This is a messenger RNA of Trichoderma asperellum CBS 433.97, 1619 nucleotides long. RefSeq lists its product as uncharacterized. Gene Ontology annotation, biological process: fatty acid beta-oxidation; phenylacetate catabolic process. Gene Ontology annotation, molecular function: acetyl-CoA C-acyltransferase activity. Lineage: Eukaryota; Fungi; Ascomycota; Sordariomycetes; Hypocreales; Hypocreaceae. The record is from RefSeq and is a predicted model, not a curated record. Gene Ontology annotation, cellular component: peroxisome.